UCGCUAGACGCCGCUAUAGAAAAUUGAAUGCUGGCUGAUUCCUAUAGAUUGAUUUUCGUUUCACCGAGAAUAGAACGGAUAUAUUUUACGACGGACUUCUGUGUGAUUGAAUGAAUAUAUAUGUGCAGAUAAGCUUUUUAUGUAUCUUAUUUUAUUUUACAGCUGUACAAAUAUAGUGUGUGCCGUUGGAAGUUAAAUUCAAUCUAGGCAUUGAUAUGUUUGUUUCCUUUUCAAAAGUCGGAAUUAGAUAAAUAUCAAAACAAACGCGUAUUUUCAAAACAUUUAAUAUGGAUUUAGAACGUUCAUAGUUUAGAAAGCAAGUUACAGUUGUGCCUAUUUUAUAACAGAAAGAAACGGGGGAAAAUGAGACUUUACACUGAAAACAGACACAUUACCAAAUGUAUUUUAUGUGUUAUUUUGUUUUUCUAUUACUGCGAUGGCCUAAAGGAUAAAAAUAUUACAAUUGGAGGAAUAUUUCCAAUGUCUGGAAGUUGGGCAGGUGGGCAGGGAUGUUUACCCGCCGUAGAAAUGGCUCUGGAAGACGUUAAUUCACGGGAUGAUAUCCUUUCGGAAUAUCAUUUAAAUAUGGAUUUUGACGAUAGCCAGUGUAUGCCUGGUCUAGGGACGAAGGUGUUGUACGAGCUAUUGUAUAACCAGCCAAAGAAGGUGAUUGUGUUGACUGGUUGUAGCAUAGUGUCAACCUUUGUUGCACAGGCGGCAAAAAUGUGGCAUCUUAUUGUUCUAGCAUAUGGUUCCAGCUCUCCAGCGCUGUCAAACAGAGACAGAUUUCCGACAUUCUUCCGUACACAUCCUUCCGCCACAUUACAUAAUCCGACACGAGUCAAGAUAUUUCAACUCUUUGAAUGGAAAAGGAUUGCUACCAUUCAAGAAACGCAAGAAGUGUUCACAUCGACUGUUGAGGAUCUAGAGGAACGGGUUAAAGCAGCAGGUAUAGAAGUUGCUGUCCGGCAAAACUUUCUAACUGACCCUACAAACGCUGUUCGAAACCUAAAGAGACAAGAUGCAAGGAUCAUAGUUGGUGUAUUUUAUGAGGAUAUGGCAAGACGUGUUUUCUGUCAGGCAUACAAGGAAAAGCUGUACGGAAAGAAAUACGUUUGGUUCAUAAUUGGUUGGUAUCCCAAUAAUUGGUACAAAGUGGAUGAUCCAAGUAUUAACUGUACAUCAGAGCAACUGAAAGAGGCACUUGAAGGACAUAUCACAACAGAAGCUGUUAUUCUCCACCAGGAAAAGACGAAAACAGAUACAAACAUGACAGCCCAACAAUUUAAGGAACGCUUAGACGAGAGGUUAAAUGUUUCGGACACAAGCCAAGUUGGAGGUUACCCUGAAGCACCGUUGGCAUAUGAUGCCGUAUGGGCGCUUGCGAUUGCUCUAAAUACCACAUCAGAGAGACUAAGAGACAGAGGUCUGAAUAUCGAGGACUUUAAUUACUCAAACUCUGAGAUUACUGACGAAAUUUAUUCUGCAAUGAAUUCAACUAAAUUUGUGGGCGUAUCGGGUAACGUGGCAUUUUCAUCUCAAGGUGACAGAAUAGCCUGGACCAAAAUUGAACAGCUUAUUAAUGGGACAUAUUAUACACUUGGAUAUUACGAUCAAAAUUCAGACAAUCUCACCUGGCUGCAUAAGGAAAGAUGGACAGGUGGUCAUCCGCCCCCAGACCGAACAAAACAGAUGCCAGUUUUAAGAGUUGUUUCCCUCGGUUUGUUUUUGUCGAUGUGUGGAUUGUCUACCUUUGGUAUUAUUGCUGGUGUUGCUUGUCUGAUAUUUAAUAUAAUCAACAGUAAUCGCAGGUGUAUCUUACAUUCUCAUCCAAACAUGAACAGUAUUGUUGUUCUCGGUUGUAUACUUUGCCUUUUAUGCGUCUUCCUCCUUGGUCUAGACAGUCGUUUUGUAGCAGAAGAAACAUAUCCUUUAAUUUGCCAGCUUCGGGCAUGGAUAUUAUCGCUUGGAUUUUCUCUUGCAUAUGGUGGAAUGUUUUCUAAAAUUUGGACAGUACAUAGGCUAACUACGUCAAGCCGACAGAAAAAUAAAAAGGAGGUGAAAAACUGUGAAAUGUAUGUUGUAUUAACAGCAAUUAUUUUGAUCGACCUGAUAAUAUUAUCGACAUGGCAAGCUAUAGAUCCGAUGUAUCGUUCAUUAGAAAUGUUUGACCUUGAACCUGCUCCUUCCACAGAUCAGGAUAUAAUGUAUAAGCCAUACUUAGAACAUUGUGAUUCCAAUAACAUUUCUAUCUGGCUAGGUGUUGUAUUUGGUCAUAAGGGUAUACUUCUUCUGUUCGGUAUAUUUCUAUCAUAUGAGACUAGGAGUGUUAAAUUAAAACAAGUCAACGAUUCUAGAUUUGUAGGGAUGAGCAUUUACAAUGUGGUUGUGCUAUGUGUUAUAACGGUGCCCAUAGUUUUAAUAAUCAAAAGUCAGCAAGAUGCAUCAUUUGCGUUUGUUGCCUUAGCCAUUAUAUUAUGCAGUUUUCUCUCUCUUGGCUUGAUCUUUGGUCCAAAGGUGAUAGAGAUUUUACGAAAUCCUAAGCGAAAUCAACAUGAAAUCAGGUCAUUGACAGAGUCCGUUGUUGGUAAAGAAGAAGAAGAACGUCAUCAGAAACUUCUCACUGAAAAUCAACAGCUGCAAGCACAGAUUGCUGAGAUGGAAGAGAAAGUGCGAACUCUUAACAAACAAUUGAAAGAGAAAAUGCAAGAACGAAUAAGACUUACAACUAAUAAGUGUAAUAACUCCAAUUUGUCUGUAGAUCAUACAUGUGUACAAAAUAAUAAGAAGCCUUCUACAUAUUCUCCAUCAAAGACUGAUGUUAUAAAGACACCCGAGUGUAUGAUAUCACCAGAUUAUUUUUCCGAUUCCGGCGUACAUACUUACUCUACUGUUAUUCGAAGUGCAAGAAAUUCGCCAUCUGAAAACGAGGUUUAAAACACUGAAUUGGAAUAAAACAUGGAUAUAUUAUGCGAAAUACUGAAAUCAUAAUGACAUUUCGUUAUUCAAGGCUAAACAAGUUAAAGCUGUAGAAAUGCAUCAGAUGAAAUGAUGAGUGCAAAAAUCAAUAAACAUAUAAUGACAUACUAUUUUAUUAUACUAAAUUUUAAUAUUUAUUAUAAUGUCAGACACAGGUUACAAGGUCAAUCAAAAUAAAGUGUUUCAGUUAUAAACGCAUUAUCAAGACAAACUACAUGGGACAUACAACCGUGCAGUAUUUCUAAAUACAAAUUAAAGGAUAUAAUUAAGCCAAAAGCUGAGUGUUUUUUUACUAUGGAAACAACUGAUAUUAAUUCAUAUUUGUAAGAAAACGAAUUUGCAGGAAUUAAUAGAAGAGUAUUUACCAUCGGAUGUGGCUGAAAUUGGUUGAUUCAAUAGUAUUAUCUAUUAUCGUCUUAUACACAUGAUAAUGUUUUUAUUUAUAAAAAAAAUAAGCACAUUUAUAGUAAUUUGAUUUUAUUAAAUCAUACACAUGUUUUACCUACAAAACAUGUUUGAAUUCUAUGAUUUUAAAAGCCGAACAUAUUUGAAGUUUGAUAAAGGCAAGUCGCCAUACAACAGAAUUAACAAGAUCUUGGCUGUAUAAGGUUGAACUAUGUUUUAUAUAUUUCAAAAAUACAACAUAUCAAGUUUUUCUGGAAUGUUGAACAUAAAGUGUUUUUUUUUAAAUCUCACAUAAGACAUAGAUUAAUCGGGGCUGUUGUGAAAAAAGUUUUGAAUUACAACUUUUUUGUAAAUUUUGAAUUUGAACGUCAUUAUUUUUUAGAUUGAGUAAACGUGACGUAUUUAUAAGAAUUGAACGGAGUGACAAUAUAAUUUUUUUUAAAUAUUAUACUUUCAUUAAUUUUACAUGUUUCCUAAAGUCAUGAUACGGUUCUUGUCAGCGACCAAGUGUUCUUCUUGCACACUUAGUUUUGGCUUUGACAACACAAUCAUAAGAAAUUUAAUUCCGUUAGUACUGUCAAAUGGCAGGAUUACAUGUAAAGCUACAUUCUGUGUUGCUAUCUUUCUGUACGCUUAUUGUCAUUUGUUCAUGUUAUUAUUAUAUAUUCAUAAUUGUCAAGUCACAAAAAUAUCUGCUGAUAUCAUGUAUAGAUAAAAUAAAUGCAGUAAUGCUGUAAUAUGUAAGUUGAGUAUUAAUUUUGAAAUAAAAUUUGAA
Messenger RNA from Ruditapes philippinarum (Manila clam), 4159 nucleotides. RefSeq names its product gamma-aminobutyric acid type B receptor subunit 1-like. Gene Ontology annotation, molecular function: G protein-coupled GABA receptor activity. The record is from RefSeq and is a predicted model, not a curated record. Gene Ontology annotation, biological process: G protein-coupled receptor signaling pathway; gamma-aminobutyric acid signaling pathway. NCBI's taxonomy places the organism in Eukaryota, Metazoa, Mollusca, Bivalvia, Venerida, Veneridae. The coding region runs from base 364 to 2937 and encodes 857 amino acids. The transcript has 18 exons. Gene Ontology annotation, cellular component: membrane; G protein-coupled receptor heterodimeric complex.